AUGGCUGGAGUACACCAGUGGACGAGGCAAGAAAAGUUCAAGCGCGGCAUCUGGGCCGUAGCUUUCGCCGCUUGCAUUUUCGCCGGCACAAUCACAGGCGCGCAAUUAAAGACGGACAAUGAAAAGAAGGAGGCCAUCAAGGAGUUUCGCGCAACGUCACCAAAUGACCAGAUAGCCGCUCUCCUGUCACAACGGCAAGCUCUAGUCUCACAAAAAGAGAUUCUGCAACGGAAAAUGGACGCAUUCCAAGAACGUGUCAAGGAGAGGGAAGCCGAAAAGGCAAGAAAGGAAGCGAAUCCUUGA
This is a messenger RNA of Fusarium falciforme, 303 nucleotides long. RefSeq lists its product as hypothetical. Bases 1 to 303 code for a protein of 100 amino acids. The transcript has 2 exons. NCBI's taxonomy places the organism in Eukaryota, Fungi, Ascomycota, Sordariomycetes, Hypocreales, Nectriaceae. The record is from RefSeq and is a predicted model, not a curated record.